GAAUCUUAGAAAUGUCCUAAAAUCCUAGGAACAGCCUAAAGUCCUAGAAAUGUCCCAAAACAGUAGAAAUGUCUGCCAGUUGUCUCUAUAAAUAUGCAAAAAUCCUAGAAAUGUCCUUAACUCCUAUAAACAUGUAUGGGGCUGCUGCUACUGGCCCCUGGCCUCCUGACAUUUUCCAUAAGUGGCCCCAAACAUAGCAAGUUGAGUAUCCCUGUUUAGAGGGUCUCUUUCCCUGCCCCCCAAGUUGAUUUUGAGUGACUGGUAGUCUACAGGCUCUUUUUUCCUCUGCUGAGGAGAUGGGAAAUACUCCGGUGACAGCAUUGUUCAGGUUUCUCUGCUCUCCUCCAGCACUUGACUUUACUCUGAUUUGAGGAAGAGAGGGAGAGAGAGAGAGAGGGAGAGAAGAGGGGGGUGGAGGAGUGGUGAUUGAGCGCAAAGGGGGCAGGACUUUUUCUCUCCGGGUCCUAUUAAGAGCAAACUUUGUGUUUUUGUUCUCCAAGUUCAGCUCAGUGCUCUCCAGCCUGCACACUGUUCCUCUCUGCUGCUGUGCUUUUUCCAUUUUUUUCUCCUCAAUGGUUUUGUUUGCUCGCCUGUUGGUUACUACUGUGACUGUUUUCAUGGGGGAUUUGGACAGCGGGAGGAUGCGCUUUUUGGAAGAGCACAUAAAAGUUGUCUCUUCGAGGUUGUUUUAGUGGAUACUUUGAUGUGUUUCGGGUUGAACAAUGGUGCGGAUCCUUGGAGCUGUGGCCGAGGGCAUGCUCUGGUUUCGGCUACUGUUGCUGUGCGCAGUGGAGUUGGAGCUGGGAGCUGGGCUGACUACUUUCCAGGGUUUCUAUCUUCCACCUGCCAACGGGUCGCUGCUCACACCUGCCCGGAGGACGGACGGGGUGGUGCGGACCAUUGACCGGAUUUACCACGGAGGAGGGAAGGUGGGCUACCUGGUGUACCUGGAUGGGAGCCGGUUUCAGCUGGACAUGGAGCGGGACGAGUCGGUGCUGUCGCAUCACUUCAGCUCCCAGUAUGUGCGGGCGAUGAUGGGAGAGAGCCCUCUGCAGCGCGAGUGCGCAUACCGCGGGACAGUGGACUCCAACCCGGAGUCCCUGGCUGUUUUCAACCUCUGCGGCGGGGGUCUCGAGGGCUUCUUCGCCGUGGACCACGCGCGCUACACUAUCACGCCUAUCAUCAGGGCGAAGGGACACGAGCACGACGUGCGCGCCCUGCAGGACAAAGACGCGGAGAGCGCGCUCCAUGUCUUCACGCGCGAGAGUUUCAGCUUUGAGGCUAUGCGCGAGGGGCGCGAGAGUUGCGGGACGCGAGACGGGCGUAGGGGACGCAGGGAUGCGGCGGGCAAACGCCGGCUCAGAGCGCGCGGGAAGGGGAGACGGGACAGGCUCGCGGCGGAGAGCGCAGGUGACCAUGGCGCGCGCGGGCGAACGUGGUGGAGCCGGCUCGCCAAAGCUGCCGCUCCGCAGGCUGGCACGCGAAGUAAGAGGUCUGUGUCCCGCGCCAGACACGUGGAGCUGCUCCUGGUGGCCGACGACACCAUGACCAAGAAAUACGGCAAGGACUUGAACCACUACCUGCUCACACUGGCCUCCAUCGCCUCUAAACUGUACGGGCACGCGAGCAUCGAGAACCCCAUCCGGCUGUCGGUGGUCAAAGUGACCGUGGUCACCGAGAAGGAGAAGGGGCUCGAGGUGACCAAAAAUGCCGCUGCGACGCUUAAGAGUUUUUGCAAGUGGCAGAACCAGCAGAACCCGCUGGACGACGACCACCAGCACCACCACGACGCCGCCAUCCUCUUCACCAGGCAGGUAAACAAACUCCCCUCACUCUCUGCACCUCCACCUGUCCGCUCCUGGCAGCUGGCAGGCGCCUGGUCUGCCUCUCCUCCGUCCCACACAGCGGAGCAGAGGCGGCUUAGCGCCCCGGUGUGAUGCCAAGGCGGCAGAGUGACGCCACGGUUUGUUUUGGUUGUGAUGGUGCACGCGGUGGCAGAUGUAGCUAAGCACUUGGCAGAUUGUGGAUGGAUUAUUACAAACA
Molecule: messenger RNA, 2043 nt
Organism: Plectropomus leopardus (leopard coralgrouper)
Lineage: Eukaryota; Metazoa; Chordata; Actinopteri; Perciformes; Serranidae
Source: RefSeq, a predicted model, not a curated record